This is a messenger RNA of Macroventuria anomochaeta, 585 nucleotides long. RefSeq lists its product as uncharacterized. The transcript is spliced from 2 exons. Lineage: Eukaryota; Fungi; Ascomycota; Dothideomycetes; Pleosporales; Didymellaceae. Bases 1 to 585 code for a protein of 194 amino acids. The record is from RefSeq and is a predicted model, not a curated record.
AUGGCCUCCAAAUCUAAGUCAAACUUAAUCAACGACAAUCCUAUAGACUCGGGCUUGGAUUUAUUUCGCGGUUUAUUCAGAUCCACGCAGACAGAGCUGGAGAUCCUGAGCCUCUCGGAAGCAGUGCUCUACAUCGUUAAGAACACAUUCCAGAACUUUCCAGCUUCUAAUCAACUCCCUUCCAAAUUCCAAAACGCAACGCUCCUCAACGACAUCAACCGCUUUACUCCUAGUAUUACAUCAAAAGCAUACGAUAUUCAGCGCACUGUUAUCUUAUGCGACCGAGUUGUUAGGUGCGCACCUGACGAAGAGAUCUGGGAUGCUCUCUACGACCUCGUCACUGAAUCCACCCCCCCUCCCUGUCCUCCCUCAUCUAUCCUACAAUCACCGUGGCUCCGCAACACGAGCGGAUUCGCCAACUUGAACGAACACUGCAGAUACAUGUUUCGCGCCUACAAAGGCAUAGCUUGUAUGUUGGACAUCUUGUGGGACUACAACGUUGAUAAUCCCACUCGCCAAGAUCAAUACAGAACCCACAAGGACGUCUUGGAGUUCUUUACAAUGCCCCGACCCUUAUGGAAGUAG